Messenger RNA from Lagenorhynchus albirostris (white-beaked dolphin), 822 nucleotides. It is a transcript of the gene KCNRG, whose product is annotated as potassium channel regulator. Gene Ontology annotation, cellular component: endoplasmic reticulum. Bases 1 to 822 code for a protein of 273 amino acids. The record is from RefSeq and is a predicted model, not a curated record. Gene Ontology annotation, molecular function: protein binding. The transcript is spliced from 2 exons. Gene Ontology annotation, biological process: protein homooligomerization; negative regulation of delayed rectifier potassium channel activity. Lineage: Eukaryota; Metazoa; Chordata; Mammalia; Artiodactyla; Delphinidae.
AUGAGUAGUCAGGAACUGGUCACUUUGAACGUGGGAGGGAAGAUAUUCACCACAAGGUCUUCAACCUUAAAGCAGUUUCCUGCCUCUCGGUUGACACGUAUGUUAGAUGGCAGAGACCAAGAAUUCAAGAUGGUUGGUGGCCAGAUUUUUGUGGACAGAGAUGGUGUUUUAUUUAGUUUCGUCUUAGAUUUUUUGAGAACUCACCAGCUUUUAUUACCCACUGACUUUUCAGACUAUCUCAGGCUUCAGAGGGAGGCUGUAUUCUAUGAACUUGAUCCUCUGGUGGAUCUCUUAAACCAAGAACACCUGCUACAGCCAAGACCUGCUCUUGUGGAGGUACAUUUCCUAAGCCGAAACACUCAAGCUUUUUUUAGGGUGUUUGGCUCUUGCAGCAAAACAAUUGAGAUGUUAACUGGGAGAAUUACAGUGUUUAUAGAGCAACCUUCAGCACCGACCUGGAGUAGUAACUCCUUCCCUCCUCAGAUGACCUUACUUCCACUGCCUCCACAAAGACCUUCUUACCAUGACCUGGUUUUCCAGUGCGGCUCUGACAGCACAACUGAUAACCAAACUGGAGUCAGGUAUGUUUCUAUAAAACCUGAUAACCGAAAACUGGCCAACGGAACUAAUGUCCUCGGCUUACUGAUUGACACUUUAUUAAUGGAAGGCUUCCAUCUGGUCAGCACCAGAACAGUAUCCUCUGAAGACAAAACUGAAUGCUAUAGCUUUGAAAGGAUAAAAAAGCCUGAAGCUCUUGCCAUGAACAAAACACUGAAACCAGAGACUACCCUCAUGCCAGAGCAAUCUCAGAAAAAGAAAUGA